CCUCUCUUCCCAUCCCCUCCGCCAGCCAUCAAGGCUGUUGCCCAAUACGUCACCAUAAAAACACAUAUUGUAUGAAGACCAUCGGUUAUAUCUCGGGAUGGAGAUAUCUUUAGGAGUUUAUUUAAGUUCGGCAGCCCUUUUAGAAACAAAGACUAAAUUCAUGUUUAUGUGCGAUUUCAGUACUUAUUCCUUUGAACGCUUUGACCAGUGCUGCUUCUCCUUGACUACAUUGCGUUUAUUAUGGCUUACUGUCAACACUGCCAGCAACAUUUUCUGGAUAUAAAAUCUCUGGAACAGCACCUUCGAUCCUCUAAGCACUGCUGUGAUAGAUGUCAGAAAUUCUUUAAAUCUCCCCGGUCAAAGAAACAGCACAUGGAAAAUUCAAAGUGUCAGAGUGUACAUCUAGUCGGCCGUUCAUGCCACCCCAAUGUCCGUUCCAAAGGGCCACAACGCGCCAGGCAAGGACGGAGUGAUAGCUCUCUACCAAUGAUGAUUGGGGUCGCCGUCACAGAUAUCUAUCCCGCAUAUCUCGGAGUGCCUCGGGAUGCAGUCAUGCCCAUUUUUAGAAUGGCCUGUCGCCUCCGUUUUAUCAAGCCUGAUGUGGAUACCUUAUUGCGACAUAUCAACACACAAUUAGAUCAUAUGAUUGUCGCGGCCCUCAUCGAGGCUGCCCUUCGUCUCUUGCCACCUGACAACACGCCCGAAGGGAAGGAGAGAAUGCAGAAAAAGAUGAGGGAUGCGCAGCUAGCGGAGAACAGCUUUACCGACCAAAUAAGAGCAAUGGACUAUCGGUUCCUCACUGAAAGUGAGCAAAAAGAACGAAACCUGCAACCAACACCUGAUAUUCGGUUCCUGAAGCCUGUAUCAAUCCAUGGGAAAUUGUGUCACUGGUUAGAAUACAAAAACUACUUUGGGUUCAAAGCAAAUCCAUUCGUCGCUGCGAAAACGAGGAAGCAAUUGCGGAGAUACUUGUCUGCUCUUGGGCCAGGCGCAGUGGUCUAUCGUUUGGGAUUCGAAAUUGAUCACAUCUCGAUAGAGGGAGUCCAAUCUUUCCGCGAGGCAGAAACAUUGUAUUCCCUCAAGCAGCAAUCCAGGGCUAAAUUAAGUAUGAAAUAGACCCUGAUUAGACCGAGCCAGGUGGAGAUAGCGGCUACCCUCUACGGACAGUUGUUAAUCCCAAACUCUUCCUUUCCUGUAUCCGACUUUCAUUUGUCAUUGUUUUUAAUUUUUGAUUUCGAUCUAUUGGAAUUCUAACUAAAUUCCCAUUUCAAGUAACAGCAUUGCAUUUAUACAAAUGAAUCUUAUUUAUUGUGGCUCAACUUAUAUUUACUAGAUUGGUCGGGGCAAAGCCUCUGUGUCGAAGGCUAUGUGUACCCAUCUUGGACCGAGUUUAUUUAUUUACGAAAAGUCUGUUCGUCUGGAGAGAAAUUUAUCGGGGUAACUGGACGUUGAACAAGCAACAUAAAC
Aspergillus pseudonomiae is the source of this 1467-nucleotide messenger RNA. RefSeq lists its product as uncharacterized. NCBI's taxonomy places the organism in Eukaryota, Fungi, Ascomycota, Eurotiomycetes, Eurotiales, Aspergillaceae. The coding region runs from base 241 to 1116 and encodes 291 amino acids. The transcript has a single exon. The record is from RefSeq and is a predicted model, not a curated record.